Messenger RNA from Sebastes umbrosus (honeycomb rockfish), 3634 nucleotides. RefSeq names its product KAT8 regulatory NSL complex subunit 1-like (gene kansl1l). The transcript is spliced from 16 exons. The record is from RefSeq and is a predicted model, not a curated record. NCBI's taxonomy places the organism in Eukaryota, Metazoa, Chordata, Actinopteri, Perciformes, Sebastidae. The coding region runs from base 293 to 3142 and encodes 949 amino acids. Gene Ontology annotation, molecular function: histone acetyltransferase binding. Gene Ontology annotation, cellular component: NSL complex.
UCAAAUGAGUGUUUCAGUCCUCUCGGCAGUUGAUGAGUGAAGAAGAGGAGGAGGAGGAGGAGGACGAAGGAGGAGAAGGAGGCAGUUAAAAGGAGAGGAGAUCAGAAUAAAUGUCACCGUCGGACAGCCAGGGGGAUAGCCAGAUAAACCAGUCAGAUUUAAAUCACCGGAAGGACCGAUAAAAGAAAGAUUUAACGUCAUAUUCAACGUUAAAUCUGACCGUAAUGAACGACGGUUGAGCUGCUGUUCAGGUGAUUUAAGGCUGUGAAGUUUGCUGCCUUGACCAUCGGGUAUGGCCCCAGCCCUGACCAAAAUCCUGAAAGAUGACCACGGGAUCCACCUGUCCUCACCUCCUGCCUCCGCCAGAAUGGACUCAGAUGGGAGAGCCGUGCAUAGUGCUGAGCUGGAGUCUCCCAUGAGGUCGACAGAUGACGGUGAACUCCAGAAGAUGUGGCUCAACCUUUCCCUUUUUCCCUCUCUGGACUCUUGUCUCCCUGUGAGCCCCCUGGACGUCCCUGCCAGCCCUGUGCUGUCCCCGCGUCUGCAGGCGUCUGCCAGCCAGUGCGAGACGGUGCUCCUCCCCAGCCCUGCUUCCCUCCUCAGCUUCCUUUCCUUCAAUAAAGGCCGGAGAAACUCUCAUCAGGUGGCCUGCGUCUUCCCAGGUGUACCAGACAUGUUUUUAUUCACUGAGCACAAUAGGCAAGAGGCUCGCCUGCUGCAUGGACACAGCGCUGCUCCUGAACGUGGGCCAGAUGGCGGUGAUGUGCAUCGCUCCCCUCUUAUCCUCACCAGUGUUCCUCCUUCAUAUUCCCAUGGAGAGAUAAACUCCCAGGGCUACACUUCCUUCUUUGCGCCCCCACCUACACAGACACAAGGGAAAGUGGCUGGAAUGGGCUGUCCUUCUCCAUCUUCAGCGCAGCCUUGCAGUGGCAGGGUGCACUCCGAGCAGCCGGCACCCAGAGCCGUGCUCGAGGCGGUCGUGAAGGAGCAGAUUUCCAGGCAGGCAGGGCUGCAGAGCCAAGCUCAGAGGCUGCAGAGGAGACUGCAAGCCCUGCUGGGAGAGCACGCUUUGCUUCACUGCACCCAGCAGCUGGAGGGGCUGGAAAGGCACCAUCAGCUCGGCGGUGGCGUGUCUCUCGACAGCCCGGACUCCAUACGUUCCAGUAUAGUGGGAAGUAAACCCCAUUGUUCUUGGCUGGAGUCGUCCACAGCCACGUGCUCCUUCGCAGAGCUCAGAGAGUUCAGCCGCUCCAGCCAGGCGGUGCUGAGAGGCCUGCAGGAGGCUCUGGACUCUGAGGCCACGGCCAGCAGCAGCUCAGACGAGGAGCAAGAGGAGGAGAAGAUCCACGGCAGAACCAAGACUUCACGUGUCAGCAGCAGCAGCAGCAGCAGCAGCUGUGAGAGGCGGUGGCUGGAAGAGAGAGCUGAGCUGGGCAGCAGAUGGAGUUGGUUGCAGCUACGGCUGGCCGAGCUGGAGGGGAGGAUACAGCAACUGGUGGAGCUCCACAAGCACAUUCGCUCUACCAAGGGUGGUGUGGUGCUUGCAGAGUCCCAGCCACUGACAGACAGACAGAUCCAGCAGACCCUGCUGAGAGAAAUGGCCGGGUUAUCCAGCACGGCCUCAGAUGCUGACACUGAACAUUGCAGCCCCACACGACUUCUGCACAACAUAGAGAGACAGAGCGCUCAGCUCAGCCAGAUUGUCAACAGUCUGAUGCCUCCUCUCAGCUUUUCACCACUAUCUAAACAACCACACACCUGGGAGGGCAAGAGAGCCUUCACAAGUGGUCAGAAAGGAGACAACGUCUCUGUGCCUGGGAGUUCUAAGCGAAGGAGACUGGGGACCAGGGGGCUCUUCAAAGCUAAUGUGUCAUGCGUGUGUGCCCGGACCAGACCCUUGGUCACCUACCACAAGCCUAAACUGUUCACUUUCAACACAUGCAACCCCAGCAGUCCACAGGACUCGGGGAGGUUCACGUCCACCCUCUCCUCUUCUCUCUCAUCAUCUUCCUGUUCAUGUUGCUCAUCUUGUGAUCCCGUAGUCCUGUGCUCUGGUCCGGACUGCAGCUCCAGCAGGGCCCUGUCCUCCAGGACCCCCAACUCCACACGUCACCCUGUGUCGUCUCUUUCACUCGACACUCUUCUGUCCCACCCCUUCAAGAGGGUCGCGGCCAGAGAAGAAUGGUCCCAAAGGCCUCUGGUUAUCAACAUCCAACCAUCCGGUCCAGCACACUACAACAGACGCAGCUCCACUCCACUGCACACCAGUCACACAUACAAGCAGCAUGCGAGGCAUCAUAAAAGCAGAGUUCUGGGUCUGUCACCUAUCAGGACGGCAGGCUCUGCUCAGGGUCGACACAGGAGAGCCAAUCAGAGGAAAAGAAAAAAAAGACGCAUCCACAGGCUGAUAGAAGAUGAGGAAGAUGUCCUGUACCAGCUCGGUGACCCAGACACUUCAGAUGAAGUGCUGGAGGAGAGCUACACACAGGUUUCACGCAAGCCAGCCUCACAGGGCUUUGUUCGCAAACGCCAGGGAGAGAGUGUGUACAACAUUAACAACAUUGUCAUCCCCAUGUCUCUGGCUAAAGUGGAGAAGCUGCAGUACAAAGACAUCCUGACACCCAGUUGGCGGGUGAUUGACACCUCGUCUCUGAUGAACAGUGAGGCAGAGAAGGAAGAGGACGAUGAGGAUGGACAGGUGGAGGAUCUCAUUGAUGAAGUUUUUGCACAGAGACAUCUGGACUUAGAGCAGAGAGAGAAAUUGCGCUGGCCUUCAUGGGGCAUCAUGCGUCCUAAAAGAUCUGGCAGCAGGUUGUCAGGCAGUGGGGGCGGGAUGUGCACAUCAGGAGAGGAGAGCUCUGUGGAGUCGAGUUGUGCUCAGCUGGAUACUGAUGAACAGCAAAGCUCAGCGGAGUGGAUGCCUCAGACACCCUGGGAGCCACGAGUGUUUCCUUUGGACAAGGACCAGGAAGACGCCCUGCUCUCUGAUGACCCCGAAGAUGUCCCAUUAGGGCGGGCAGGGUGUAGCUCUGCCUCCUCCACAUCAAAGAACUCCAACUCCCAUCGCUCCCCAGCCCCGUCCUCUGGUGCUACACUGCCCUCUGGUGGACAAAGCCAGAGCAGCACACCCAAUGACAGCUGAGAGAGCAGUGCCUUACUUUUUACAUAUCUCCUCACGUCUGGGACCAUGAGGAGAAAAUGUGCCGUGGGAACCUUAAUCGGGAUACUUAAUACAUUCCAGAAAAGUGAUUUGAUGUUAUUUGCUUAUAGCAAAUGUGUUUUUUAGGUGUAUUUUUGGAGUAUUGUAGCAUGUACCAUAAUAGUUUUUAAAUUGACUACUGUAGCUUCUGCUGCACAUUCAGGUUUUAAUGUAUAAGAGGUACUGUAUGUAAAGAAAUAUGUACCAGCACAGCCCCACUGUAGUCUCAGGUCUGUAUACUGUUUGUAGUCGUCUCUUACUAUUUAUUUUCACAGUUGUCUUAAAAAGUCUGUAUAGGAAGACUUACAUAUACAGUAUAUAACUUUUACUUGAUUUACAUGUGCUUUUUUCAUGUUUAUUUGUCUGUUGAUGCUGUCAUUUGGUAUAUAUAUUUUUUAUGAAAGUUAUUAGUAAACAUUAACAUUAGUAAACAUA